AUGGAAUCUACUAGUUCAAAUACUGAGUUAGCAGAUAAAGAAUGUUAUUAUUGUAGAGAAGAAUUUAAUCGUUUUUGUUCAUCAGUUUCUAAUUGUUCUCAAUGCAAUCAAUCAUUGUGUUCCGAAUGCACUUUAAUUCAUUGUAAAAAACAUGAACAAGAAAUUGUUCAAAUACAAGAUCAAUAUAAUGAUUUAACAAAUAAAAUCAAUGAAAAAGAAAAAUAUAUUAAUGAUACAAGUAAUGAAUCAAUUGAAAUAGUUAUUAAUUGGUAUCAAAGAUUAAUCAAUGAUCUUAUUGAAACUCAAACACAAAUUAUUGAAAAUAUUCAAAAUGAACGUGAUAGAGCUCGAGAUGAAUUAGCUCAAUUUGAUAUAACUAUGCAUUCAAUUGAUAAAGAUAUUCAACAAUUAAAUCAUAAUAUGAAUAUUAAUGCAAUACAAAUAAAACUUAAUGAUUUAGCAACAAAACUUGCAAAUUAUCAAUUAACAAAAGAUAUCCGUCUACCUGAUUCACGUACAUUCCAACCUCGAUAUAAAGUUUCCUAUCAUUUUAAAGAUACAUCAGCAGCAGAAGAAGAUUGGGACAUUGAAACAAAUACAGCAACCAAUAUUCCAUUACCUUCUCAUCUUUCAUUAACUUCUACAAAUAGAACGACAACAACAACAGCACCAUUAUUUUUUUCUAAUAAUUCACAAACAUUUAUUACACCAAAAGAUGAUGAUGAUGAAGAAGAUAAUUUUCAAUGGAUUGAAGAAAUUGAAACAAAUAAACAUGAUGAUUCGGAAUAUUUACUUGAUCCAAGAUUGUAUCAUCUUGGUACUUCUCGACAUUUUAAUUAUGAUAUCAAUUUAAUUGCAUCAAAUGGCAAUGAUCUUUUAUGUUAUUCUCGUCAAACGAAACAAUUGAUUUUUAUUGGUGAUGGAAAUGUUAAUCCAAUUAUACUUCAAUGGUAUCAUGGACAUAUGAUACAACUUGUUUGGUUCGAUAGUUUAAAAUCAUUUAUUACAGUAACAGAUGAUAGUCAAUAUGAAAUUUAUACAAUUGAAUCAACUUAUAAUCUUCGUUUAAAAAUUUCUCUACGUACUUGUUUACCAAAAAAUCAUAAUGAUAUAAUAAAAGAUCAAAUAUUUAUGCGUACAGAUGAAUGUCAUACAUAUAUUUAUUAUGAAAGAAUCGAUGGACGAAAACGAUUACGUUUAUUAAGUCCAACAUUUGAAUGUGUUCGAUCAUAUUCAAUUGAUAGAUUUUUUCAAACCGAUGAACAUAUUCAUUCACAUGAUAAUGGGUUUGUUAUAGGUCUUGGUAUUAAUCAAGAAUACGUUGUUUUAUUCGUUCGACUGGCAAUAAAUGAUGAUCUAGCAGGUCAAGCCGCUUCACAAAUCGAAGACACACGUUUGUUAGUAUUUAAGAAGUCUAAAAUGUGUUUUGUUCGUCGAAUAACUCUAUCUAACAGAUAUUUUCAAUUACCUUUUAUUGUUCAUUUUAUUAAUAUUUCAUCAUUUUUUAUUAUUGAUCAAAUUCAUCAUAUGCUUCGAUUUUUUCAUUAUGAAAAAGAAAUUGGUCAAAUAAAAUUAUUACCGUCGAAUAUUUCUCCAAUAUCUAAUAGUAUCACAACUGCAAAAUCUAACAUAGAUUAUUCAUAUUCAUCAAUAGUAUUAAUGAACGAUGGUUCAUUACUUAUAUCAAAUAAUACACAAAAUUUAAUUCAACUUAUUCUUAACGAUCAAUCGAAUGAUAUUGAUGAUUGGUGA
Molecule: messenger RNA, 1752 nt
Organism: Rotaria sp. Silwood1
Lineage: Eukaryota; Metazoa; Rotifera; Eurotatoria; Philodinida; Philodinidae
Source: the annotation of a GenBank genome assembly